Molecule: messenger RNA, 668 nt
Organism: Dendroctonus ponderosae (mountain pine beetle)
Lineage: Eukaryota; Metazoa; Arthropoda; Insecta; Coleoptera; Curculionidae
Product: nucleoside diphosphate kinase 6
Exons: 3
Coding region: 124-645 (173 amino acids)
Biological process (GO): CTP biosynthetic process; GTP biosynthetic process; UTP biosynthetic process
Molecular function (GO): nucleoside diphosphate kinase activity
Source: RefSeq, a predicted model, not a curated record
UAAUAAAGGCAACAUCGCCAACUAAACGAGGUUAGAAAGUAACCAGUCAAACGAAAUUCAAAAACAUUGCAUAAAAGAUGUGAGAGAGUUCGGGGAUGAAUUGAGCUCCUUUAUCUUACUGGAAUGGCCCUGCUUCAGCUCACUCUGGCAAUUAUCAAGCCCCAUAUAAUAAAAAACCCGACCUCCUUGAAGGGCAUCCAAAAUGUAAUCCUGAAGUCCAGCUUCAAAGUAGUCAGAUCCAAAAGGAAACCGAUCUCACUGGAAGAAGCUCAGUAUUUCUACGAGGAGCACAAGCACAAGUUUUUUUACAACAGAUUAGUGACCUUUAUGACUAGUGGAGCGUCAGACUUGUACAUACUAGCCAAGGAAAACGCCAUUAAAGACUGGAGAAGCCUGAUGGGGCCCACGAAGGUGUACAGGUCUCAGUUUGAGGCUCCUGAUACCAUCAGAGGCAAAUACGGCCUGUCGGACACCCGGAAUGCCACACACGGCUCAGAUUCGCCGGAAACAGCUCGAAGGGAGAUCGGGGUGUUUUUUCCAGAAUUUGACUACGACAAAUGGUUCAGGGAGGAAGAGGCAAAAUUUCGCUGCUCCCAGCUAAAGUUUUCAUCCGAUGAAUUUGUGCAUUCAGUUGACUCUCAUUAGAUCGACCAAAGUGACUCAAUAAA